Molecule: messenger RNA, 2314 nt
Organism: Pangasianodon hypophthalmus (striped catfish)
Lineage: Eukaryota; Metazoa; Chordata; Actinopteri; Siluriformes; Pangasiidae
Product: carcinoembryonic antigen-related cell adhesion molecule 5-like
Exons: 9
Coding region: 49-1902 (617 amino acids)
Biological process (GO): cell surface receptor signaling pathway
Molecular function (GO): transmembrane signaling receptor activity
Source: RefSeq, a predicted model, not a curated record
CACGCUGCUGAUCAGUCAGUCAGUUAGUCAGUCAGUCAGCAGGACAGGAUGGAGCUCAGUCCACUCCCUGUGAUGCUCUUGUUGAUUUCACUCAUCCAAGUGGGACAAGCACAGGAGUUUAAACCAGUUCUGACUGUGCAGCCGAAUGCAUCACAAAUAUUCAGCGGAGAGACAGUUACACUCACAUGUAAUAUUUCGGGAGGAAGUGGACUAUACUACUGGGACAAAGAUGGUGUUAAUGUUCACAGAUCUGCUGAAAAUGUCUACACUAUAAAAGUAGAUCAGAGUCACAAAUACAAAUGUUACGGGUCUAAGUAUGGACAGUCCACGGCAUUUAGUGAUGAAGUGACUCUCUCAGUGAUAGAGAGACCAAAAGCUGUUCUGACUCUGCAGCCUGAUGGACAGAUAUUCAGUGGAGAGGAAGUCACUUUCACAUGUGAAAUACGAGGACAUGCAGACACUGAGUGGAUGUACAUCUGGUAUAAAGAUGAUGUCCAACUUUCCUACACUGAGAGCAGGGAAUAUUUAUUCAUUACUGCUGAGUCUUUCAGCGGUAAAUACACCUGCAGUGGACAGAGAAAAAGUGACUCUCAGACCUCAGAGACCAGCAACGCUGUUACACUCACUGUGUCAGAAAAACCCAAACCGAGUAUGAGUGUGAAUCCUCAGAGCUCCAUCUACACUGGAGACAGAGUUACUCUGAACUGUAGUCUGCAGUCUACUGGAUGGAUUUUUCUUUGGUACAAAGAUCGGAAAUCAGGAUAUCUGUUCCCUGUAGCUGAAGACACCAACACACUCCAUGAAACAGUCUCUAAUGCCGGAGUAACAGUGUAUCAGUGUAUAGCACGCAGAGGGAACUACUACUCAGAGUUCAGUGAUCCGGUCACGAUUACAGUGAGAGUGCUACCAAAACCUGUGGUGUCCAUAAAGCCUGAUAAACAGGUGUACAGAGGAGAGACUGUCACUCUCAGAUGUGACAUACAGGAUGAAGUGGACUCUUACUGGAACUACAGCUGGACUAAAGAUGGUUCUGGUGUCAGCAGUGAACAGGAGUACAGAAUCAGUGGUGCUGAAAUGACACACACAGGUAAAUACACCUGUAGAGGAACAGAGAGAGGAGGCUCACACUCCUCACACACCAGUGAUGCUGUUACACUGACUGUAUCAGACGAAUUUCCUCCAGUGUCUCUGAUCAUCAGUCCCAGCAGAACUCAACACUUUACUGCUGAGUCUCUCUCACUGAGCUGUAAGGACCAGAUUGACUCUACUGGAUGGACAGUGAGAGGAUACACACACAGUGAGACAUUGUUCGAUUGUUCAUCAGUUUCAGGAUCUACAUGUAACAUCAUCUCUCUCUCUACAUCACACACUGGAGUUUACUGGUGUCAGUCUGAAUCCGGAGGACACAGUAAUUCUGUCAACAUCACAGUGCACAAUGGUGAUGUGAUCCUGGACAGUCCUGUCCAUCCUGUGACUGAAGGAAAUCCUCUGACUUUACGCUGUUUAUAUCGCAACCCAAAGAUCUCAGGCUCUGGUGUUGAUUUCUAUAAAAAUUAUUCCAUCCUCCAGUCCCAGACUAAAGGAGAGAUGACCAUCCACACUGUCUCAAAGUCAGAUGAAGGUUUCUACCACUGUAAACACCCAAAGAGAGGAGAGUCACCGAAAAGCUGGGUUUCAGUCAGAGAAACUUCAAUGUCAGUGCUCAGACUGAUCAGUAGUCUAGUGACGGUCUCUGUGUAUCUGCUGGUGACCAUCAUUCUAGCAGUGAAAUGUUAUAGAGCUCGAGGUAAAAACACUUUCAGUACAUUUUACAUAAUUAACAUGACAACAUGUCGUAACAAGAGAAGAAUACAUUUUCACUUUAGCAGAAGUAUAAAUUAUUUGACUCAGUACCAUUUCUAACUGAACAUUUCCACAAUAUACACUUUAGUUAGUAUUAAAGCACUUGUUCUAAAAUGCAGUUACAGUAACUAUAACAUAAUUAAAAUACAAAAACUAAGAAAUAAUUCCGAAGUGUAUUUAAUGAUUGUAAACUUGAUUAUGCUAAAUGAUUAUUUAUUUAUGUAUGUAUGUAUGUAUGUAUGUAAUUGAGUGAUUUCUGUAAGAUUAAGAUGACAGGAUGUUAACGUGGCUGAAGGAAACCAUUAAAAAUUGGUUAUAAUAAUUAAAAGAAAGUUUUAUCUAAUUACUGCUAAUUAUUUUCUAACACAGCUUUCUCUAAGCAUAUUCAUGAAAAAUGAAAAGACUCAUCAUUAGGAAUUGUGUUUAGAAUAAUAUCAAAUUCCAUUUGGCGACUUUUUUUUUCCAUAAAUAU